GGACAUGAACUGUCAUAUAAUUCUAUAAUACGUAGUUAUUUAAUUAUGAACAAAUUCAGUUUUAAUUGUUCAUACUAAUAUUCUAGUUUAUUCUCUCAAACAAGGAACAAAAGAUGUACGAUAGAAAACCAAGAUCAAUGAACUUGAAGUGAUGAAAUUUUCGAAAUCAAGGAGAAUUUAUUUAAAAUUAGAUUCAUUAUUGAUGGUGUCGAUAUUGCUAACAUCGUCUCAUGAAUCUCAUUCAUUCAAAUUGGAGCCAAAAAUAAGAACUGAGUCUCACAAUAUAAGCAUUACUGGUGAAUUAAUUCCAAGUCAAAUUUAUUUCUUUUACCGAAAUGGACACAUUGCAAGUCAGCAUCUCUCUGCUUCGCAAUUCCAAGCAUCUAAUGAAGCCUUCAAAGAGCGUAAAAUUGAUCGUAUACGAGAUAAUGAAAAAACCGAAUAUAUUAGUAUGUUUCCGCCAACGAGGGCAGUUGAAGAAAAAGCGUCCAAUAAAAAAACUCUUAGAAAACGAGGACUCACCAUCGAAGAUGCACAAUCUCAGGAGAAUCUUGACUCGCCGAAAAUUUUAUUUUCGAACGAUGUGAACGUAACCCGUCGGUUAUCAGAUGUGAGUGAUGUGAAAGAACAACUCUACCCACUCACUGGAAUUUUGAAUUUAAGUACAAACUCAAGUAUAAAUCUUCCCAAACCCCAAACCUCUGCGCUUACACGGGACGGUGUGGUCACUACCAACCCCGUUCAAAUUGGCAACAAAACGAACGACUUGAGUGACGCAUACAGUGGAACUUCAGAUGCGCUCAAAUACGUGAAUUUUUCACUAGUCAAUCUCGCUUAAAUAACAUUAAGGAAGUGCAAGUGUCCGAAAAUGCACAUUAGCAUCCUGCGUCUCAACGGAAAUGUUUGCUCGCCGACCGAUGUGGCCCCUAUUGACGUUUUAAUCCGACCUAUCAACAAUGACAUUGUUUCUAUCAGGGAAUCAAACUUCGGGGCUGUGAAGGUGGAGGAGUUAAAAUGUAGUUAUCCAAGCGAGGUUUUGCUCAUGUCUGAAAAAGAUUAUAUAAUGUUGCUGUCAGGGAAUAUUAGACACGAAGUUUAUAAUACUCUGAUAUCGUCGGACCAAUACUGCCUUGAAUACAUCCAGCACUCAAAUAACAUGACAGAAUGGGUGGCCAUGGCCUGUGUGAAACCUCCUUUUGUACAAAAAUGUUGUUCUGAUGGAUAUUUAUUCGAUGUACAAAAUCUGCAAUGUGUAGAAGACUUGAAGAACUUUGAAAUCAGACCGGGAGUUUACGAGGUCUCAGAGAAAUCUAUUUUUCAACCUCCAAUCAUAAUAGAUGACGAAGCUAUAUCCAGUUUAGGCACAGAUUUCACCUCGCGAAAAGGCUUUCCUACAUGCUCUGAGGGCGAAAAGUUGUUUGAACUAAAAAUAGGAAAUUAUUCCAGUAAUAACAUUGAAUUAUUGCAUUAUCUUCAUGAAGUGAAGCUUUUCGUUGAUCACAACAACUUCUCACUCCAAAAGUACUAUAAUAAAAAUGAGUUUUGCGUUGAUGGACCUCUACCUGAAUACGAUGAAAAUAAGGAUUUUUACUCAGCGGUAUUUUGCUACGAUGAUCCUCAGGUUUUGCACCACGAUAGAUGCACCAAAAAGAAUAAGCACUGCAUAAGGAAAUGUUGUCCUACUAACGAAAUCAUCGACAUGGUAUCAAUUGGCUGCAAAAGUCCUAUGUCGUACCGCUACCUCUACCAACCGACUUUCUACCAGUCGUCAUGGUACGACCACAUGGUUCCUGUGAACAAAGCUAUCCCCUACGAGGUAGUUUUUGGGGAGCCUCUCUGCUAUCCUGUUGAAUCUCAUGAAGAAUUUUAUUUACUAGACGAUGGCACGGUGUAUAUUCCAGCCAUACAGCAGCUCUUCACAUCGGAGAACUACUGCGUCGAUGUCAGACAAGGAUACGUCAACCAAACAGAUGUGGUUGUGCACUACUGUCCACUGAAGGGUCGUGACACGUGCUGGAGGUUGCGUGUGACACUUUAUCCCGUGACAAUGGGCGUGUCGUGCGUGUUCCUCAUGUGCACGUUGAUCCUGUACAAGGUCGUGCCCGAGCUCAGGGUGAACAUCAGCGGCAAGAGCUUCGUGUCGCACGUCUUCUCGUUACUCGUCACUUUCAUCUGCUUCCUCGUCAUCGUCGUUACCAAACUCAGCGACCGCAGCACGGUUCUCUGCCAGGUUGCUGCUUUCCUGUUGCAGUACAGCUACCUGGCGACUUUCUUCUGGCUCAACGGAAUGUGCUUCGAGAUGUGGUACAGAAUACGUUUCCUACCAACGCAGUCAUCCUCACCGUCGGAAGCGCGCCACAAAUACAAGCUGUACUCCGUGUACGGCUGGGGGGUGCCUGCCCUGAUCACCGCUGUCACCGCCGUCGUCCACUUCACCGUCUCCCAGGAGUCCAAGCUCGCCCCCAACUUCGGCAACCCGUACUGCUGGUUCAGAGAUGAGCCCGCAACAUGGCUGUACUUCAGUGGUAUCGUAAUGCUGCUGUGUACGACGAAUAUCUUCUUCUUCACUGACCUGGCAAAGAUUUCAGUGAUGCAGUGUUUGGGCAGUUCGCUGAUACACGUGUCGCGGCAGCAGCAUAUGGAGAGGAUCAUGCUGUGCCUGAAACUAUUCAUCGUCAUGUGGGUGACGUGGGUGUUUGAGGAGAUUUCAUACGCCGAAGGAUCUUUCUGCAAAUGGAUUACAACGGACUUGAUCAAUAUCCUGAGAGGCCCUCUCAUCUUCUUUUCUCUUGUCUCCACAAAAAGUGUAAUGAGCAAGCUGAAGGCGAAGGCAGAGGAGUUGAGUGUGUGUGCGUGCGGGCAGCGCCAGCAGUUCUCACAGAGCGCGCUGUCAAAGGGCCCCGCUGCCGCCUCUUCAGAACGCAGGGUCUCAACACUGGCAUUGACUCGAGCCAGGAAAUUUUCAGCGGGCUUCCUUCCCACUGAAUCCGGGUCGCACAACAGCCUCACGUCCGUGAAAACCCAGGAAACUUCCAUCGACCCAAAAUCCGACUCCUCGUUUAACGAAUCCUCGUCGGACAGCUGUCGCCGUGAGAGCUUCGAGUUGAGUUGUUCGGGUGCUUGUGCAUCAGAGCCUCCAGCGUCACUCGGCCUAGGGAGUCGCUCUGAAUCUCCUCCGCCCUUUGCGCCACCGGCUUCUGUGGUUCCUGAAGAAGGCGUAGCGUCUGCCGUUCCUCAUAUAGAAUGAGGUCGGACAGAGCCAAUGCGGAGGCAGCCAGGGUUUUUGCACUUACGCUGCGUAACGCAGGGUAAAGGCAACCUGGUAAAAUGAUUUAGUCAUCGUUCAACUCGUGGCGCCAUACCCUCGAUCUCAAUCUUUCAAUGAUUGUUAAUUAAACUCUAAUAAAUUUCAUCCGCGAUGCUCAAAAUUAAGUGCCAUCAUUCACUUAUUCAUUGUUUAAGUACAUCUCCUUGAUAUAGAGUUCAACACUAAUAUGCUGCUAAGCUUUUUGCAUCGAAAUUGAGAUCAAAUGUUGAUCUAACUGAAAUCAUGAAACCUUUGCUCGAUAAUCGAGUCGUCAACGAAUAACGAAUGUGAUUAGAUUCAGAGGAAGUUAGUGUGGUCUCCAUUUUAUUACAUGUGUUUAUGGAACAUUCAUUAGCUGGACGGUUUUAACCAUGCUUGCAAUCUAUACAAUAUUAGAUAAAAUAUUGUUAUUUUUUCAAACAACUGUAUUACACCUACAAAACUAGCAGACAAUCCUUCUGAUCGAUAAAAUAACUGAAAAUUAUUUCCGAUGUCUUAUUUUCAGACUAUCUCAUACGGGACCAGUUAAUUGAUGCAUGCGUUUCCAGACUCGCGUCUCUAUUGCUUGCUUAUUAAUUAAGAGAACCCGGCCUGUACUCCUGACCUGCAGUGUUCAUAAGUGGACGAACCUACAAAAAGAAUCAACCUACAGAGAAACGUGUUCCUUAUCAUUAACUCGGUCACACAUAGCAACCAAGUCGAUCGGUCGUACACACUACACAUUUCUUCUCUUUCUAAUGUCAGAUCGCAACCCCAUCUGUUUAGAACUUUAAGAUCAACGUUCAAAGUACGAUUCUUUUAAUCUAAGUCGAUGCCUAUACAUGUAUUAUUUGAAGAGAACCAUUUGCUGUUUAGUGAAUACGAGUAAACGAGAGACGUCUGCAAACAAAGUUUAAAAAAUUUGAGGGACCGAAGUGGGACGAGGAUAAAAUAUCAGCGACAGUGGUGUGUUGUGUUUUAUAUUUACAAGAGUAUUGUUUGCUAUUAUUAUUAUCUAAAAGAUCGUAUUUCCAUUUGUUAUCGUAAAUAUAUUCAUAUGAACUUUAUGAGUACUAAGAUCCAAAUGCUAUACAACUAAAAUAGCAAUUGCUGCAGAAUGGCAACGAAAUUUACCGGUUCUUCGGUUCUGCUUUGCAAAAAAAGUUCCGAGAAACGUAAACUAGAAGAAUGUUAGAAUGAAAUAAUGUCACUACCACCAAAUUAAUUUGCAUCCAAGUGUUCCAGUAUGAAAAUAUUUUUAUAAUAAGAUAUUAAAGAAAAAAUAAUAAAUUGCGCAUGGUUUGCUCGAACCGGAAAGAUCUGUAAUGAUCUGUAAAAUAUUAUCUAUAUUCGCCUUCCAUUAUAGUUCUAAUAAUACGAGUUUUGAACGGUGACUUAUGAUCUUGUGAUCUUGUGAUGAGUUUAGGACUUCGUAGUCCACGGUCACGCUGAUGCGCGCCGCCUUCGUCGUCCACCGUCUCCGAGUCGUCGCUAGGCAGGUCUCGACCUAUUUUCAAAAAAACCUACUGAAACCUUCAAAGUCAUGUAAUUCUGUGCCAAAAUAUUAUGAGUUAUACAGAAACAUUUUCAAGUUAUAGUUCCCUUAUCUUACCUGAAAUAUUUUCAAAAAUAUUUUAAAGUUAUUCUUCCCUUACUUUACCUAAACCAGAUGCUGGAGGUUCGGAGGUUCACCAUGAAGAAGCUUGAUUCAGUGGACGAUUCAUUAUACUCAUGCCUGAAUCAGCGUUCAAAUCCCACGAAUCCAGAAUGUACGUUGUGAUGAGAUGUCCGACAUACAGGUUUAUUGAUUUCUUUGUAGAUCAUUAGAGUUUUAUGUGUUUGGCAAUCAGCCAUAAAUUUGUUAUUUUUUUAAGAAGUAAUCAUUUAAUUAAAU
Messenger RNA from Hyalella azteca, 5180 nucleotides. Its product is annotated as G-protein coupled receptor Mth2-like. The record is from RefSeq and is a predicted model, not a curated record. Gene Ontology annotation, cellular component: membrane. Gene Ontology annotation, molecular function: G protein-coupled receptor activity. Gene Ontology annotation, biological process: cell surface receptor signaling pathway; G protein-coupled receptor signaling pathway. NCBI's taxonomy places the organism in Eukaryota, Metazoa, Arthropoda, Malacostraca, Amphipoda, Hyalellidae. The coding region runs from base 869 to 3247 and encodes 792 amino acids. The transcript is spliced from 10 exons.